This is a messenger RNA of Mitosporidium daphniae, 1188 nucleotides long. RefSeq lists its product as uncharacterized. Bases 1 to 1188 code for a protein of 395 amino acids. The transcript has a single exon. The record is from RefSeq and is a predicted model, not a curated record. Gene Ontology annotation, cellular component: cytoplasm. Gene Ontology annotation, molecular function: guanyl-nucleotide exchange factor activity. Lineage: Eukaryota; Fungi; Microsporidia.
AUGCCCACAAAGGUAGUAGUUUUUGGUUCUGGCGAUUGUGGGCAGCUGGGGCUUGGCGAGGAUAUUACGGAGCUGGAGCGGCCUAUGGUGGUACCUUUUUUCGACGACAAAGACAUUACCAUUGUGAGUGCAGGCGGUCUUCAUAAUUUGGCCCUAUCUUCGUCCGGCACACUUUAUUCGUGGGGAUGCAAUGACGAAAAAGCCCUCGGUCAUGAUGAGCCAGAAUGGAAUAUUGGAAUCAUUGCUCUUCCCCUUAUGCCUUCCGAGCGGAUCAUUCAAAUCACUUGUGGAGAUUCAAUAUCUGCCGCGGUGACUUCCCAAGGUCGUGUAUAUUCAUGGGGUACGUUUAGAGAUUCUCAAGGGGUCCUUGGAUUUUCUCCCUCAAAUACCCAAUUACAAGGAACCCCUCAUUUGCUUGAUACGAAUAAUAUGAAGGUGGUUGACAUUUCUGCUGGUGCAAAUCAUCUCGUUGCCAUUGCGGGAGAAGCAAGAGAUACCCUUAUUUCGUGGGGAUCUGGCGAGCAGGGACAAUUGGGCCGUCGUGUUUUGGCCCGCCAUAAAAUCAAUGGAUUACGGCCAGUAAAUAUUACCCCCAAAAAAGGCAUUCUCUCUCAAUAUGGGCUCGCUUCUGGAUCAUAUUCGCGAAUUGCUUGCGGUUCAUAUCACUCGCUUGCCAUUACAUCUUCGCUUAUCCUUGCCUGGGGUUUGAACAAUUACGGCCAACUAGGAAACGGGGAUUCGUCUGGAUCCCAAAUGCUUCCAUACCCAACUGCCAUUCCCAAUGGAACCAGCAUUGUUGAUGUUUCAGCGGGAGAACAUCACUCGUUAGCUUUGCUUUCAGAUGGACGUCUCUUUGCAUGGGGGCGCGGAGAUAGUGGUCAAUUAGGCAUUUCAAAGGAUUUUACCUCUCCCUCAUACAGCCCUAUGCAGGUGGCGCCGACUUCUUUUGAAGCUCCCGUUCAAAUGAUAGCUUCCGGUAGCAAUCACAAUUUGGCUGUAGAUACAAAUCAAAACAUAUAUUCUUGGGGGUUUGGCGCAAUGGGCCAGCUUGGUGCGGGCUCCGAUGAAGAUCGGCAUGUUCCAGAGCGUUUGAUGCUUCCAAAAUCACUUGCUUCGCUUGCCGGGCUCAAAGUCCGGCAAAUCCAAGCCGGUGGCCAACAUUCUCUUUUGUUGGUUGAACAUCAUUAG